GUGGCCUUUCGAUAAAGUAGUUAUCGAUUAUUAUGAGACAACUGGAAGCCAGAAAGCUUCUGUUACGAUCAAUCGCUUCUUAAACAGGUCAGAAGUCAUCGUGCAGUGUUAACUAGCUGCGAUGAAUGAGUCAGGAAUCCCGUCCUCGAGGAGCUUCCAGACCAAUAUGGGAAAACGGUACUAACGCACAAGACGCCGAUGCAAUGGCAGGAUCUGCAAAGGACGGGACGACACCGAGAGAGCAGUUAGCCUCCGCAGGGGACCAGGGGCGGAGGUGGUGGAGGAGACAGCCGCAGCGAGGGCGGCGACGGGAGGACGUCCGCGCGUCCCUGAAGCCGCCGGAACCAAGGUGCUGCGGCAGCCGACGGCCCCGGCCGGAUACCGUUCCUGGACCCGACCGAGGUCGUUCCGUCAGUGUUCUCCGACGUCCGGGGAUCGCGGCUGCCCUGCUCGUGCUUCCGCUCGCGCCGCUGCGGCCCGCAGCCCUGAAGGAUGAGCGGAGCGCUGGCCAAGGUGGCAUUCUGCUGAGUAGCAGUCGGCAGCACAGGUCGAAGCCCACCCAUGGCAUUGGACGGUACAAGCACCUAGUUCAAGCACAAGAGCCUAAGAAGAAAAGGGCAAAAGUGGAAGUGAGACCCAUUAAUAUGGGGACAGAUUAUGAAUAUGGGGUGUUAAACAUUCACCUAACUGCCUAUGACAUGGCCCUGGCAGAGAGUUAUGCCCAGUAUGUUCACAACCUCUGCAAUCAUCUCGCCAUUAAAGUCGAGGAAAGCUAUGCGAUGCCCACUAAGACCAUGGAGGUGCUGCGGCUGCAGGAUCAAGGCAGCAAAAUGUUCCUGGACUCGGUUUUGACCACCCACGAGCGAGUGGUUCAGAUCAGUGGUCUGAGUGCUACAUUUGCAGAGAUUUUCUUGGAAAUAAUCCAGAACAAUCUUCCGGAAGGAGUCAGAUUGUCAGUGAAGGAGCACACUGAAGAGGACUUCAAGGGAAGAUUCAAAGCUCGGCCAGAACUGGAGGAACUAUUGGCUAAGCUGAACUAGCUUGUUGCAGAUUCCUGCAUGCCAGCCCUGGUGAUAGUGAGUGCCAAGGAGUGCCAAGGGUUGUCAGAGUUCGGCUGGAGAGCCUGGCCCUCAGGUGGCAUCAGGAUCCCUCCCACAGCCCACAGUUCCUCUCUUUCGUGGAGGAGUGUUUGCCCACAUCACUAUUUGAAACAAACCUAAUAAAAAUUGACAGUUGAUAGUG
Molecule: messenger RNA, 1242 nt
Organism: Sorex araneus (European shrew)
Lineage: Eukaryota; Metazoa; Chordata; Mammalia; Eulipotyphla; Soricidae
Gene: MRPL48
Product: mitochondrial ribosomal protein L48
Exons: 6
Coding region: 126-1040 (304 amino acids)
Cellular component (GO): mitochondrial ribosome
Source: RefSeq, a predicted model, not a curated record